UCGCGUUGCAGCACUUCCGGAGUGUGUCUCAUGGCUGUGAGAGUGCGGGAUGAGUCCGCCGUCUUCACUUCCAGCUCUGAGUGACGUGAUGGCGGAGAGUCGCAUCCUGUGAGCGCGAGAGCAACAUCUGGAACCGCUGCGCACUCGGUCAGGUACCGCUGAGUUCAGUUCCACUCAAACCCAGAGCAGCAGCAGCAGGGUUCGAGCUCAGAACCUUCAGCAGGGCUUCCAGACAGUGAGAGGGGAUUGGAGCCUGCUCAGGGGAACUCCACUGCAGGCUUUCCACUCAGCCCAGCAACACUGCAGCUCUCACCUGCCGCAGGAGUUUAUUCUACACUUUAUAUAAACAUCACUGGCUUCUCUCUCAACUAAAGGAUCAGGGUGAAGAUGCCGAUCGACAGGCAGCGAAUGCGUCCGUGGCUGGAGGAGCAGAUCAACAGCGGUAAAAUCCAGGGCCUGAUCUGGGUUAAUAAGGAGGAAAAGGUAUUCCAGAUCCCGUGGAUCCACGCUGCCCGGCACGGCUGGGAAUUGGCCAAAGAUGCUCCGCUCUUUAUGAACUGGGCCAUUCACACAGGUAAAUACCAUCCCGGAGUGGACAAACCUGACCCGAAGACAUGGAAGGCAAACUUCCGCUGUGCCAUGAACUCUUUGGCGGACAUCGAGGAAGUAAAAGACAAGAGUAUGAAAAGUGGAAGCAAUGCGUUCAGGAUGUAUCGCAUACUUUCUCCAAUGGAAAGAGCAGCCAAGAGAGCAAGGAAGAAAAAGAUGGAACGGGAGGCGAAAGCAAAAGGCCCCGUACAGAGACGGAAAUCUAAGGCCAGCGAGCUGGAGAAAGAGUCGCAGUCAAAGGAAGACACGCUCCCGGACAGUACUGUGUUAACAACGGAACCUGAUCAGAGCCCAGAACUCAGUUCCCCGAGUAAGGUGAGCUAUCUGCCAGACAUCUGCGCUGUUGUGGAGGUCACUACAGAGAACGAGGAGUCAGCAGUCAGCUCCACCCAGAUCCCCUACAACCUCCAGAUCUCCCCCGUGUCGUGCGGCGCCGAGAGCGACGCGGAGAGCGCACACAGCGGGGGAGACUCGGAGCCUCAGGACCUGUCUGUCAGUUCGAGGCAGUCUUGCUCCUCUGUGCUCAGGAUAGCGCCUAGCCUUCUGGAGAAAACGCACUCAUUCAUCUCAGAAAAGAGGAACUUUUGGGUGACGUGCAGCCGAGAGGACUCUCCCAUGAUCAGCUACGACAUGGAGCCCUGGCGCCCCUUUCUCCCUGCCCUCACCUUUGACCUCAGCACCACCUCCACGUCUCGCGCCAGUGUUAUCAUGAAAGCUGUGGACCUUUCCUCCAAAAAGACGUAGGAUGGAGACCCGCUGAUGAACAGCUGCUCUGCUGCACUGACCUCCCUCCCCCCACCUGUAACUGUGGAGAGGUGCAGCAAACGUGUGUGUGUGUGUGUGUGUGUGUGUGUGUAUAUAAAGUGUACCUUUUAUCUGAAUGUAAUGCCAUGCAAAGUUAAACAGCUUUGAGUUAUUGACCGACAAGAGAUGUUUCUAUAGCAAUAAAACUGAAGGCGUAGCUACAGAGUUGACGUUAGCGAGCUAGUAUCAUUGCAGACGGGGGGGUUGAAAAAUAUUUAAGUGGCUCAAUUAACUCCAUGAUCCUGAUCACGCUGUGUACCGGUUUUAUAGUGCUGUUCAGGAUUAGAGCAUUUUAGCCAACCAUUAAGUAAAUUAAAUAAUUCACCGAUUAUUCACUGAGGCAGAGAAUUAUUUUAGUAUAAAUGCACAAGUGAUUUAUUACAAAAAAAAAAUGUUCAAUCUUCAUGUAAGUGUAAUAACUCUGAGGUACAGACUCGCGUCACUGGUCGACGCCGAGUCACAUAAAAUAGUUUUGUUUUGAAAUCGAUAAAAUAAAUCCCAACCCCAGCUUCCCUUUGAAUAUUUGAAGACCAAACUUCGGAGCAUCUUUAGUGCUUUUAGGAACAGCCUUUUCUUUCAUCAUCUGUAAUUCUUCCUCACUUACGGUGACGAAGCGAUUGGACGCCAUUUUGCCGAGUCGCUCGAGGGGAUUAUCGAGAAAUAGUCCGAAUCUCUCGAUAAUCAGUGCGAGUGAAAUUAUUUAUUAUAAUGGAUUAUUACACAUGCCUAUUCAACAGGUGGUGUGUGUGUGUGUGUGUGUGUGUGUGUGUGUGGUGGGGGGGUCUUUCCUUUUUCCCCUCUCUUCCUUUCCUUUUUGUUUAAGCAGGAUCAAGCUGUUUAAUUUUGCAUGGCCUAAACCAAAGACAUACCUCAACUAACCAGGGGUGGGUUUCCCAAAAGCAUCGUUAAAUGGUAGAGCGAGCGUCACAAUGACACACUCUCUCUCUCUCUCUCUCUCUCUCUCUCUCUCUCUCUGAUGCUCUUAAUGUUAAGAGGCGUUUGGGAAACCCACCCCAGUAUGGUUUUUGUUUGUUUUUUUUCCACAGGGGGGAAAAAAAACUGGAUUUACCUCAGAGACUGAAUCAUGGUGCAUUGCACUCAGAGUAAAGUAUUAAUUACAGACUCAAUGACAGAGCUCACAUUUGGUACAGGACUUCAUCAAAACCAGCUUCUUUCACAAUCGCAACUAGGGAUGCAUCGAUACUGACGCUGGUAUCAGGUAUCGGUCCCAUACUGUGCCUAUUUUCUCCUUUAAAUAAAAAAAAGUCCGGUACCGUUA
This is a messenger RNA of Neoarius graeffei (lesser salmon catfish), 2692 nucleotides long. RefSeq names its product interferon regulatory factor 2a (gene irf2a). Gene Ontology annotation, molecular function: DNA-binding transcription factor activity, RNA polymerase II-specific; RNA polymerase II cis-regulatory region sequence-specific DNA binding. Gene Ontology annotation, cellular component: nucleus. The transcript is spliced from 9 exons. The record is from RefSeq and is a predicted model, not a curated record. Gene Ontology annotation, biological process: immune system process; regulation of transcription by RNA polymerase II. Lineage: Eukaryota; Metazoa; Chordata; Actinopteri; Siluriformes; Ariidae. Bases 388 to 1353 code for a protein of 321 amino acids.